UUGUGUGACAGAUAAACAUUAAACAAGCCAUGCAGUGUCAUAAUUAUCACCAAUUGUGUUUGUUUUUUAAUUAACAAAAUGAAAUGAGCUUUUAUUUGCUCAAGUAAGGAUUAAGGAAACGAGCCACGGAAAUGUUCCGAACGAACGAGCAGCGAAAUCAUCCAAAAUGAAGCAUCGAAUCCUCAUGGCCUCUGAUUUUUUCUAUCCAAACGUCGGAGGAGUUGAGGAGCACAUCUACAGCUUGUCACAAUGCCUCAUCGCCAGAGGCCACAAGGUCGUCGUGGUCACUCACUCGUAUGGAAAAAUAGUCGGCGUUCGAUGGCUACCAAAUGGUCUCAAGGUGUUCUAUCUUCCUCUGAGGACUUUUUACAACGGCUGCAUUCUGCCCACAAUGAUCGCCACCAUACCCUAUAUCAGACACAUUCUAGUCCAAGAACGGAUCACUUUAGUCCACGGUCAUGCAGCCUUCUCAACCAUAGCCCACGAGGCUAUGAACACUGGACGACUAAUGGGACUCCAUACCGUAUUCACAGACCACUCUUUAUUUGGCUUUGCGGACUCGUCAGCCAUAAUCACAAAUAUGUUCCUGCGACUGAGCCUCGUCAAUUGCACCCACUGUAUUUGUGUCUCUCACAUAGGGAAAGAAAACACAGUUUUGAGAGCAAAAAUAAAACAGGACGUAGUGUCUGUUAUUCCAAACGCAGUCGACACAAAGCUUUUCACGCCCCAGCCUGAGCGCCGAUCAAAAAACAGAAUUACCAUUGUGAUUGUGUGCCGCUUGGUGUACAGAAAAGGUGUUGAUUUUAUGAUUAAUAUCAUCCCAUUUAUUUGUAACAACUUUCCUGACGUUCAAUUUUACAUUGUGGGUGAUGGCCCAAAGAGAGAAGCGCUCGAGGAAAUGUGGCAGAAGGAGCAGCUUGGCGACAGGAUGCAAAUGUUUGGUGCCUUAGAUUUAAAAGGAGUCCGAGAUGUGCUUGUGCAAGGCCACAUUUUCCUCAAUACUUCACUCACAGAGGCAUUUUGCAUGGCAAUCGUAGAAGCGUCCUGCUGCGGGCUUCAUGUUGUGAGCACCAAUGUUGGUGGGAUCCCCGAAGUCUUACCGGCAGAUCUCAUGUAUUUGGCUGAGCCAGAUGUGAAUUCAUUAAUAUUGGCCCUCGAGAAAGCUAUUUUAGACACUAGGGAUAGUGUUGGCCCCAGUCCGUUUGAGCGUCACAAGAAAAUCUGCUCUUUUUACAACUGGUACGAUGUGUCUGAAAGAACCGAAAAUAUUUACAACACGGUGGUGAAGUUGAAACCAAAACCAUUUGGGCAACAGUUAAGCAAUUGUUUGCACCAAACCAAAGUCUACCCAUUCCUGUUGGUCUUGUCGUUGUGCUAUUUGAUAAUCAAGUUAUUUGACUGGUAUCGACCUCGUUAUCUGAUUGAUAUUGCGCCCGACUAUCCAUCUAAGAAAAGAACGUCUUUCAAGCUAAACGGCAGAUGAUUUUUAAAAAUUAAAAUCAGAAUUUUAUUGAAAUUUAAUUAUUUUACAAAAAGCAUAUCUGUUACCUCAUUUGUUAUACAAUUUUAAAUAAAUGCGUAAUUUUUUCAAGUCAAUAGAAUUUAAAACUGCAGUUUGGGGUAAGCUUUCUUGAUCUGCACAUCGUCAACGGGCCGGUCCGAGUUGUCUGUUUCAACCAAGCCGAUCCUCUUGAUCACAUUCAUGCCAUUGUAGAUGCGACC
This is a messenger RNA of Neocloeon triangulifer, 1722 nucleotides long. It is a transcript of the gene PIG-A, whose product is annotated as phosphatidylinositol N-acetylglucosaminyltransferase subunit A. The coding region runs from base 167 to 1483 and encodes 438 amino acids. NCBI's taxonomy places the organism in Eukaryota, Metazoa, Arthropoda, Insecta, Ephemeroptera, Baetidae. The record is from RefSeq and is a predicted model, not a curated record. Gene Ontology annotation, cellular component: glycosylphosphatidylinositol-N-acetylglucosaminyltransferase (GPI-GnT) complex. Gene Ontology annotation, molecular function: phosphatidylinositol N-acetylglucosaminyltransferase activity. Gene Ontology annotation, biological process: GPI anchor biosynthetic process. The transcript is spliced from 11 exons.